CAGGACAAGAUUACAGACCUGAUAUGGAAGUCAAAACUUCAUUUAGCAAGGGCGGUAGAGUUCCUGAAACUGUAUCCAUGUUAAUUAAUGAAGAAUUUGUCCUGGUCCGUCAGCAGUCGGAGGACUCUUCUGGCAAAGAUGAAAAACCUCAGCUAAAGGUGUUUUCAAACGGUGACGAACAGCUGGAGAAGGCAAUGGAGGAGAUACUGAGGGAUUCUGAAAAAGAGCCGAAGAGCUGUACUGCUGAGCAGGAAGGUUGUGCUAAUGCCUGCAGCCAGGCAGCUGGAGAUGUAUCAGCAAGUCAGACAAAUCAGCCAUCCUUGAACCUUGUUUUAGACCCUUCUACUUCAGAAAUCUCUGCACCGAGGCCCUCUUCCCCUGUUGAACCCCCAGAAGAGGACAGCGUAUUAUUUAACAAACUGACUUAUUUAGGUUGCAUGAAGGUGUCUGCCCCUAGAAAUGAAGCAGAAGCACUGCGUGCAAUGGCAGCUAUGAAGUCCUCAAGCCAAGCCCCCUUAUCUGUGACCCUUUAUGUUCCAAAUAUUCCUGAAGGCUCUGUAAGGAUAAUAGAUCAAUCAAGCAAUGUGGAGAAAGCCUCUUUUCCAAUCUACAAGGUGUUGUUUUGUGUGCGCGGACAAAAUGGGAGUUCAGAGAGUGACUGUUUUGCAUUUACUGAAAGCAGCUGUGGAACAGAAGAGUUCCAGAUUCAUGUUUUCUCCUGUGAAAUUAAAGAGGCAGUCAGCAGGAUUUUGUAUAGUUUCUCAACAGCAUUCAAACGUUCUUCCAAACAAGCAUCUGAUCAUGUUAAGGACUUUGUUCUUCCUACUCCAGAUAGUGAUGUGUACACUUUCAGUGUUUCCUUAGAAGUCAAAGAAGAUGAUGGAAAAGGAAAUUUUAGCCCUGUGCCAAAGGAUAGAGAGAAAUUUUAUUUCAAACUUAAACAGGGAAUUGAGAAGAAAGUGGUGAUUACAGUUCAACAACUCUCCAAUAAAGAACUGGCUAUUGAGAGAUGCUUCGGUAUGCUACUAAGCCCUGGACGAAAUGUGAAAAACAGUGAUAUGUAUUUACUGGACAUGAGUUCUGAUGGGAAGGCUUAUGUAAUUACUGGAAUGUGGAAUCCUAAUGUGCCAACGUUUGUAGUACUUAAUGAGGAAACUCCUAAAGACAAACGUGUAUUCAUGACUGUUGCAGUGGAUAUGGUUGUUACUGAAGUUGUAGAGCCGGUCCGUUUUUUGCUGGAGACACUUGUGCGUGUGUAUCCUGCUAAUGAACGUUUCUGGUAUUUCAGCAGAAAAACCUUCACAGAAACUUUUUACAUGAAGCUCAAACAGUCUGAAGGGAAAAGCCACACAAGCGCUGGAGAUGCAAUUUAUGAAGUUGUCAGUCUACAAAGAGAGUCUGCCAGAGAUGAAGAACUGGCCAGCCCAACAAGUGGAGGAGGACCAAUGUCAUCCCAGGAGGAUGAGGCAGAAGAGGAGAGUGAUAAUGAGCUCUCCAGUGGCACUGGUGAUGUGUCAAAGGAUUGUCCGGAGAAGAUCCUGUAUUCCUGGGGAGAAUUACUGGGAAGAUGGCAUAACAAUCUUGUUGCGAGACCGAAGGGGCUGUCUACGCUGGUGAAGAGUGGUGUUCCGGAGGCGCUGAGGGCAGAAGUUUGGCAGUUGCUGGCAGGAUGCCAUGACAACCAGGCAAUGUUGGAUAAAUACAGACUUCUCAUCACAAUGGAUUCUGCUCAGGAGAGUGUCAUUACCCGAGAUAUUCAUCGCACGUUUCCAGCACAUGAUUAUUUUAAAGAUACAGAAGGAGACGGUCAGGAAUCUCUAUACAAAAUCUGUAAGGCCUAUUCUGUCUAUGAUGAAGACAUUGGCUAUUGCCAGGGACAGUCUUUCCUCGCAGCUGUGCUACUUCUUCAUAUGCCAGAAGAGCAAGCAUUCUGUGUAUUGGUGAAAAUAAUGUAUGACUAUGGCUUGAGGGACCUCUACAGAAAUAAUUUUGAAGAUCUCCAUUGCAAAUUUUUCCAGCUGGAGAAGUUGCUGCAGGAGCAGUUGCCUGACUUGUACAGCCAUUUCUUGGACCUGAAUUUGGAAGCUCAUAUGUAUGCAUCCCAGUGGUUUCUCACUCUUUUUACUGCCAAGUUUCCACUCUGCAUGGUCUUCCACAUCAUUGACUUACUGCUUUGUGAGGGUCUGAACAUCAUCUUUCAUGUGGCCUUGGCUCUCUUAAAGACCUCAAAAGAAGAUCUUUUACAAGCUGAUUUUGAAGGAGCGUUAAAAUUCUUCAGGGUGCAGUUGCCCAAGAGGUACAGAGCUGAGGAGAACGCUCGAAGACUGAUGGAGCAAGCUUGCAACAUUAAGGUGCCAACCAAAAAGCUGAAGAAAUAUGAGCGAGAAUACCAAACAAUGCGAGAGAGCCAGCUGCAGCAGGAGGAUCCAAUGGACAGAUACAAGAGGGAGAACCGCAGGCUCCAAGAAGCCAGCAUGAGGCUGGAGCAGGAGAAUGAUGACCUUGCACAUGAACUUGUAACAAGCAAAAUCGCAUUACGAAAUGACUUGGACCAGGCUGAAGACAAAGCAGAUGUUCUGAACAAGGAACUUCUCCUGACCAAACAGAGACUAGUGGAGACUGAGGAAGAGAAACGGAAGCAGGAAGAAGAAACUGCUCAGUUGAAGGAGGUCUUCAGAAAGCAGUUAGAGAAAGCAGAAUCUGAGAUUAAGAAGACCACAGCCAUUAUUGCUGAGUAUAAACAGAUUUGUUCUCAGCUGAGUACCAGGCUGGAAAAACAGCAGGCAGCCAGUAAAGAUGAGCUGGAAGUUGUGAAGGGUAAAGUGAUGGCCUGCAAACACUGCAGUGAGAUUUUCAGUAAGGAGGGAGCACUGAAGGUGUCUGCUGCAAACAGGGAGAAUCAAGGAAUUGAAACAGAUGAUGAAAAGGAUGCACUCACCAAACAGCUGAGAGAGAUGGAGCUGGAACUUGCACAGACCAAACUGCAGCUUGUGGAAGCCAAGUGCAAAAUUCAGGAGCUGGAGCACCAGAGAGGAGCCCUUAUGAAUGAAAUCCAAGCUGCCAAAAACUCUUGGUUUAGCAAAACCCUGAACUCUAUCAAAACCGCCACAGGCACACAGCCACCACAGCAGCCUCAGCCACCUCUGCCACCCAAAGAGAGCAGUACAUAGUUCCAGCCAGACCCCCAGUACCAGAGCACAAAGAACAACUUAACUCAUACAAACCCUGGAGGAUUCUUCCAGUGGGCUCUCCUCUUGGGGAAAGGACAAAAGGCAGGAGUGCAGGCUUGAAGUUAAAUUCUUCGGUGUUUUUCAUUCAUUCUGAUGUGACCCUUUACAAGGGGGGGAAA
Tinamus guttatus (white-throated tinamou) is the source of this 3349-nucleotide messenger RNA. The record is from RefSeq and is a predicted model, not a curated record. NCBI's taxonomy places the organism in Eukaryota, Metazoa, Chordata, Aves, Tinamiformes, Tinamidae.